Paralichthys olivaceus (Japanese flounder) is the source of this 2354-nucleotide messenger RNA. Its product is annotated as solute carrier family 46 member 2. The record is from RefSeq and is a predicted model, not a curated record. Gene Ontology annotation, molecular function: transmembrane transporter activity. NCBI's taxonomy places the organism in Eukaryota, Metazoa, Chordata, Actinopteri, Pleuronectiformes, Paralichthyidae. Gene Ontology annotation, biological process: transmembrane transport. Gene Ontology annotation, cellular component: membrane.
UUCAGUUUGGACUGUGGAGGAGGAAGUGGGUGUUGCAGGGUUUUCUCUGGUUCGUGUGUUCAAACAUCCUCCAGAUCCUCCAGACUUCUGCUUCUCUCUCUGCCUGAGGCUUCGCUCUGUCAACACCCUGGUUAAAAUCAUGGUGCUGCCGAGCUGCUGUCAAAUGAUCUUCGCGGUGGUCCGUCAGAUUGAGACGGUCGUCGUGCUGGAGCAGCUGGCCAGCUGCUUCUUCGACACCGCGCUGCUGCUGGUCGUCAGAGACCGAAGCUCCAACGCCUCGUACCCGGGUCUGUCCGAGGAGGCGAGUCGGCAGAGAGCCAUGUCCGACUUCUACAUGACCUACAACCUCAUCGUCAGCCUCGUCCCCAUCUUACCGGCGCUGCUGCUGGCCAAGCUGAGCGACCGAGGCAGGAGGAAGGCCCCCAUCGUGGUGCCCCUGGGCGGGUACGUGCUGUCCCGGCUCGGGCUGCUCCUGGUGCUCAUCGUCGGGCUGCCGGUGCAGCUGAUGUUCGGGGCGGCGGUUCUCUUCGGGCUGUCCGGCGGCUACAGCGCCUUCUGGCCCGGCGUCAUGACGCUGGCGUCGCUGGGCUCCACGGCCACUGACCGCUCCAAGGUGCUGAUGAGGGUGGAGCUGCUGUACGGGGCGGCCGGUCUGGUGGGCAGCUUGAUCUCGGGUCAUCUGUUCCUGGUGAACAGCUCGACUCUGGGAGACGGAGUCGUCCUGCUCAUCGUGAGCACGCUGCUGAACCUGCUCAUCUUCAUCCACUCCAUAGUGCUGCUGCAGGUGAAAGUGUCCAGCAGUGAUGAGAACGGUCACCUCCUCUCUUCCACAUCCGAUAACGCUGCCUUUGCAGAGGCGCCUGGAGGAAUCAACAGGGUGAACAUGGUUCUGCUGUUCGCCACCGCCUUCCUGUACGACUUCGCUGUGGGCGGAGCAGUAGAAAUCCUGGGCGUGUUCGUGUUGAAAGAGCCGCUCAGCUGGAGCGCCACUCAGGUCGGUUAUGGGAACGCAGCCGGCUGCAUUAUUUUCCUCACCAGCUUCGUCGGGGUCAUAUUGUUUCGCCGCUGCUUCAGCGACGUCACGCUCAUCCUGAUCGGCAUGGUCUCCUUCGCCUCGGGAAUCUACUUCAUGUCCUUCGUCACAACAACCUACAUGUUCUACCUCGCUCGCUCGCUCAACCUGUUUGCUCUCAUUCCGAUGCCAACGAUCAGAUCUCUGCUCUCACAGCAGGUUCCAUCAUCCUCAUAUGGCACCACUCUCACCUCCCUGCAGCUGACUCUGAAGUUCGCCGGUCUGGCCUACAUCCCUGCCUAUACUAAGAUCUACCAGAGAACCCUGGAUUGGUUCCCAGGCUUCGUCUUCACUCUCUCCAGCAUCUUUACUGUCCUGGGAAUGAUUCCCAUCAGCAUUGUCAGAUGCAGAUCACCUCGGUCUAAUCAAUGCUACCGAAGGAUUCAGGGCGACUGAUUCACCAGCAGAGUUAAAAUCAGUACAAGUCAGACGGGAACUGAAACAUGAAAUGAGCAGGAGACUCACUUCCUGUAACUGGAGGCACCUCAGGAAACAAGUUGUAAUGCUCUUGUUGUAAUGCUGUUACACGACGUAACACAAGUUUAAUAUUUUUAUUAUUAUUAGCAUUUUAUGAGACGUUAAAGCAAAACUGUGCAUCUUUUUAACCCCAAAAUAGGAAACGUUUUAAAAUGUUUUCUCUUUUGCUCUCACUCCUCAUCACGAGAAGUGUGGAACAGUCGCAGCUUUAAUUGUCAGUAUCUAGUUCAAGGGUGAUGAUGAAGUGCAGAUCAGUUCAAAAGACUCAGAAGUCAUUAAAAAAAUCUGAGUUCAUCUCCAAGAUUCAGCUGGAAACUUUUAAAAUCUAAAGAAUUCUCAACAGUUUUUGUGAAGUUGCUACAGCGGCAGCUCUUCUGGUUAAGGAAGCCGGGGAUCAUGGGUAAUAUCCCCGUUCGGUUGUGUUUCAGUUCAGUACGAGACACAGUUGAUUGACUUUGUUUCUAUACACGAAAACUUAAAGACCAAAAGAAUUCAUCCCCUCGUGAGGCUGCAGGGGGCGCUGGUGCUCAGUCCGACAAACAGGUGAAAGCAGUCGAAUGUCGUCGACCAGUGGAUUUCAUCAAACAGUGAACUUGGUGUGAACUUCCUUAAACUGAUCAGACACGUGUUCACCAACUCGUUCACACUGAUUUCAACAGUUCAACAGAGUUCUCAGUGAUUAGGUCAGAUAUGUUGUUUUUAAUACUGUGAAAAGAUCAUGUUUGCUUCUGUGAAACAACUCACACUGUCACAUUAUUUCACAUAUCACAUCAAAUAUAUUUCAGGUCUAAAACUAGAUUGAUAC